This is a messenger RNA of Anopheles marshallii, 846 nucleotides long. RefSeq lists its product as uncharacterized. Gene Ontology annotation, molecular function: pyrroline-5-carboxylate reductase activity. Gene Ontology annotation, biological process: L-proline biosynthetic process. Lineage: Eukaryota; Metazoa; Arthropoda; Insecta; Diptera; Culicidae. The transcript has 2 exons. Bases 1 to 846 code for a protein of 281 amino acids. The record is from RefSeq and is a predicted model, not a curated record.
AUGGCUUUACGACUAAACGAAACGAUCGGGUUCAUUGGUGGUGGCAAUAUGGCUUAUGCUAUUGCGUCUGGUCUGCUCAACAAAGGUGUCGUGAAAGCGGAACAGAUUUGGGUUUCGGCCACAAACCUUGAGAAUCUGCGAAACCGUUGGAGCCCACUGGGAGUUACGCAUGUUACCAGUAAUAACAAAGAAAUAGUUUCCGAAGCGGACGUUAUUUUUAUCUGUGUGAAGCCACAAAUUUUCCCCCAAAUAGUGGGGGACUUUAAUUAUGCAGCAGAAAAUCAUAUAAAUUUGAAGGUUAAACUAUUUGUUUCUAUAAUGGCAGGUGUUACGCUUCAUCGCUUGAAGCAACAUCUGCCACUGGUAGACAAUUCUAAGUUGGUCCGCGCAAUGCCCAACACGCCGAUGCAAGUUGGCGUUGGUUGUAUAGUGUUUUGUCGAUCGUGCUCCACCAACGUUAUCGAGCCUCUGUACGAAGACGUUAAGUUAAUGUUUGGAACUCUUGGACUUGCUUACGAAGUGCAGGAAAGCCAAAUUGACGCCGUUACCGGGUUGGCUGGCUGCGGGCCGGCUUAUGUGUACGAAUUUAUCGAAGCGCUGGCCGAUGGAGGAGUGAAACAAGGUAUCCCACGUGCAAUGGCCCUGCAACUUGCUGCCCAAACGGUAAUGGGUGCGGCAAAGACCGUAUUGGAUACGGGCAAACAUCCUGCCGUGCUAAAGGACGAAGUAUGUUCACCAGGAGGAGCGACUAUACAUGGAGUACAUGCAUUGGAGACGGGAUCGAUGCGCGGCACCGUUAUGAACGCAGUGGAGCGAGCAACUAAUCGAGCCAAACAGCUUUCCUAA